Ruditapes philippinarum (Manila clam) is the source of this 9355-nucleotide messenger RNA. Its product is annotated as tensin-1-like. The record is from RefSeq and is a predicted model, not a curated record. The coding region runs from base 122 to 2542 and encodes 806 amino acids. Lineage: Eukaryota; Metazoa; Mollusca; Bivalvia; Venerida; Veneridae. The transcript has 11 exons.
AGCCUUUAACCCGGAAGUGAUGCUGGCUUGUAUAUUAUUGGAGCAAAACAAAGAAAAGAUGCUGAGUGCCUUUGAUAUUUUCUCGCGAUUUUAAGUAGUAGAAAGAUAAACGUGUGUGAAUAUGUAUUUAGGUCGAGCAAAGAAAGCUAUUGAUCAGUUGGAUCAAAAGGAAUUUCAAGAAAAGGAAGCUAAACAUGCGGAACGCGAGUCGUCGAAAAGUGAGAGCAUAGAAAUGACAGAGGAAUUCGCUCCGGAAGAGUUACCGGAUGGUGCAUGUUUUCGUCUAAAGAGUGUAAAUGUGGGAACCGAUGACGGGGCCACGGCAGCAAGACAGGCUGAGUAUAUUGGAUCAUUUUCUGUGAGUGGUGAGGACCAGACAACAAGAACAGAAUUUGUACAGAGGCAGCUAGAAAGCAUGCAUACUGUAGAGAAAAGCAAGAAGGUAUUACUGGUACUGUCUCUAACAGGAGUUAAAGUUUGCAGCAGUAAUGGCGAGUCGGUAUAUAUGGCUCACGCCCUCAAGAGAAUUUCCUACGCAGCAUGUGAUCCGGAACAUCGUCAGUUUGCCUUCCUUGCGAGAGAACCGAAAGGUCAUAUAAACAUACAGUUCUGCCACGCUUUCAUCACUAAAACUCCGGAAGAGGCUGAGGAAUUAAACACUAUAAUCGGGAAUGCCUUUAAGAUGGCUUAUGCUCAACAAAAGACGAGACAACCUACAUUUAACGAGCUGAUUGAAAAACAGCUUGUCGAGCAAAAGGCCAAAUUUGCCGAAUAUCAGGAACAGGCGAACCGUGCGUUACAGCAGAGACUGAAUGAGAUAGCCACGCCCACUGCGUUACAGAGAAUGGAAAUGCGGAGACAGUCAAGUUCUGAUGAUUUGUUAGAAUCUAAUUGUAGUACCCCAACCGCCUCGGAGAAAGACGCAAAAAAUAAAAUAUGGUACUCACUCGGUAGAUAUCCACGAAAGGCGAAACAGGCACUAGAGAAGGCCACACACCGUUCUCAAGCUUCAGACAGUCCGGUGCGAAGUAAUUCACCCACAUUUUCCUCAUCCCGUCCAUCAAAUCAACAACAACAACAGGGUUCUCGUAAAUCAGAUCCGAAUUUUUCGGCUACAAAACGAAACUCUACACCAGUUCAGCUUUCACCAUCAAAAUCGUCGAACUUUAACGCAAAUUCGCCAAAGAGAAAUUCCUCCCCGCAUUUAGCGAACCUACAAAACUUCCAGGUAGUGACUAUACGAGAGUCUUUAGAAAAUAAUGUGAAUAACUCUAACCGAUUUAAAGGUUCGCCGGUGACGGCACUAAAGGACGAGAUAGACCGGAGGUAUCUUAGCAACGGUGGCGGAGGAACGUUAGAUUCGGGUCUAGGUUGGGGGAUCGGAGAUGAUAUGGAUAGUAUACAAAGACUUAAGAUGAACCAUCAUUAUGAUAAUGAAGAUCAGUUACAAGCACCACCAACCCCUCCUUCGAAGAUGCAGAACCGUCCGUUACCCGCCAUACCGGCAUCUUCUGAUUUCAAUGAUCACAGAGCCAGUCCAAAACUACGAAACUGGACCAGUCUAGAUGAUGACGUCAUACCAAACCAUACACGAUCCACGAUGCAGUCACGAUUACGGGACAGCCCUAAACGUCGGCCUCAAAGGCCGCAGAGCGAGGUUAUCCUCGAUUCAAAGUUAUCUGUUUUCUCAGGAGGGGGAGUGGAUCAGCCCGGUGUAUAUAUAUAUGGCUUUAAAUCACAGACUCAAAAUGAGUUAUCCAAAAACUGCAAUGUGCUAAACUCUAAUCAGUUAUCUAAUGUAAAUAUUUCGCCACAAUUCAACAACAGGUCUAUGCAAAAUCCGCAGAGCAGGGAAACUAAUACUACACAGCAGAAGUAUUCACCCAAGGUGAACAACUCUAAUCAUCAAUAUUCCCCCAAGGGGAGUAACUUCACACAGACUGGUUAUGAUAAUAUGAAUAGUUUACAGAACGGAAAAUCAUCACCACCAAUGCAUUACCAGAAUGGAAGUCCUUCCCAUAAUGCAGUAGUGGAUCAUGGGGAAGAAUCCUCCAGUACGAAAAAAGAAAAGGGUGGCGGGCUAGAGUCACUGAUGGGAUUGGACCGGAGUCAUAUAGAGGACGAGACAUUGAGACACUCGUGCUGGUAUCAAGCUGGAAUACCCAGGGAUGUGGCUUUAGAAAUCUUACAACAGGAAGAUAUUGGGUCUUUCAUCGUGCGGGAUAGUUCUACACAUCCAGGUUGCUACGCGCUGUCUGUACGUGUGCCAAAAUUUGAAAAUCCAACCGGAAUCUCACAUUAUCUAAUACUUAAAACAGCAAGAGGUGUAAAAUUAAAGGGCUUGGAUAAGGAAUGGUCUAGUCUGUUUUCUCUAGUCACUCACCAUACAGUAAUGCCAGAAAUGCUGCCGUGUACAUUACGCCUGCCGCGUGACACCAACAACCCGUCAUUUAAACCUUCUGACAAAGAUGAGAAGGAAGAAGAUCCGGAUUACCAGAGGCUUGCAGAUUUCUCAUCCAUGAUGGAAGCUUUAAAGCAGUGAAAAAACAAUCAUAAUCGUGCAGAGGCUUGCAUCUUUGGGCUUUAAAACUGAAAUUCUAAUCUAAGUCAUUGAGAGCUUUAAGACAGUGAAAUACCGAUUAUAUUCACUACAACCUUUGACAGUGUAAAAGGUAAUUUCAGUAACUCGUGAAUUAUUGAAGAUACAGAUUUACGAGUGAGAUGAUAAAUUUCUGGCGCAAAAAAGUAUCUCAUUAAGCACUUAGGACUUGAAAGUUACAGCUUUCUGGCAGUGAGACAAUAAUAUGAUAUAUCACUGAAUUCCAUUAGAUAGGAGCAGAAAAAUAUUUAAGGUGACAUCUAGAUUUGUCAUUGUGAUAUACAAAAACAAGCCUGGAACCGGUAUAUUAAUACUUCAAGCGUUUGAAAUUUUAGCACCGUAAGACGGGAAACCAAUUUCUCUGAAUUGUUUUGAGAAACACUGGAGAGAUAAUGUAUCGCAUCACAAGUCAAGAGAGUUUGACAUAUAUCUGAUAGUAUAACAUGCUGAUACAAAAACUGUGAUUGAUGUCGAGAUUUCUUCAAAUUUUGCGAUAACAAAAGUUAAGAGUUUUUUUAAAACCCAUUUUCUACAAAUUUUGCGUAAAAUAAUAAGAUUGUACCCUCUAAGGAUUGGAGACAGUGUUGUAUUAAAUAAAUAAGCAAGAAAAUAUUUAAGGUUAACAUAUUUUGGUUUAAUGGUGAUAUCAUUUUGUCAAACGCCCCGAAGGAUUUUUUUAACAAAUUAUUUCUUUCGAGAUAUUAGGCAGAUGCAUUUAUAAAAUCUCAGCACAGACUCUCUGAAAUGAAGAUUCAUUUUGAUGGGAAAGUGUGAAUCUCGUUUCUAAUUAAUGAUCAUAUAGAAACGAGUACCUCCGGGGCUGAUUCUCUGUCUUGCUGAUGUCAGCAUUUUGUCAGCAUGUUAUUAAGAUCAUUGUAAUAGGUGUUUUCUCUGGAGGAUAUACUUGUAUAAAUAGCUGUUAAUAACAUAGCUCAAGAAAUUAAUAUAAAGCAUUCGAAAUUGACGUUUUUUGUAAGUUUUUGUGAUAGCUGGUAUACUUAAAGGAUCAUGCUUUCAGAAUUGUGGUAAUUUAUAUGACAAUUUCAAAAAAGUAUUGUCAAUUAAUGGAAAUAAAAAAUAUUGUAGUAAGCCAUCAUUUAAUUAAAACAUGUGAAAUGUUACAUAGAUUAUUAACAUUUGAAUUUUUUUAAACUCAAAAUACAUUUUUCCAAAAGUUUGAUGUUUCAAACUGUGUUUUUUUUUUACUGGAAGUCUGGAAGUGUGCAACUUUAGGUACUGAUUUUUCCAGUUUAAUUUAAAGGGAGGUAAUAAAUGUUAAUUUUUUGAAGAAGGUUUUUCACUAAUGGAAGCUGGAAAAAAAAUGAUGUUGUAAACUGUUGUACAGUGUUAUCAUUGAAAAUCAUAUCAUUUGAUGUCAAAUUAGCUUAAAGCUGAAUGGUACCAUGCCAUGCACACAUCAUUGUCAUUUUUGUAUUUCCUGUCACAUGGCAUCCUGUACCUAGAUAUUUGAUUUUGUUCGUAGCAUUUAGAGAACAUCAUUUUGUAGAUGCAAUUUUCUGUAUAAUUUGUCUUUCAUGCGCACAAUACUAUACCAGGACUGGUGUUUACCUGGCAAACGGAACUGCCUUAAAGAAAUACAACUUUGUUAAAGGGGAAUAAUCUAAGAAGCCUUCUGAAUUGAAACUAUAGUUUGUUUCAAAAAAAAAGUACAAGUGCUCUUUGAAUUCUAUAGUUUUCUUCAAAUAAGUGGAUUUUGACAUUCUUAAAGAAUGAUGUGCAAUGGGGAAAUUCUUAAGGAUUUUCAAGAAAUUGUCAACAGUUGACAAAAAGAGAUUGUGAUAAAGACGCCAUUUUCUUAAACAAGAAAGGCUGGUGAUUGAAGUAUCAGGGACACAUUUAUAAAACAUGUGAUGAUGAAUAUAUUGUCUGUUUCAAAGUUACAGAGCAAGUAUAGUUUGGUUCAAAGAUAUGUGAUAUAGAAAAAAAAGUAAAACCAUAUAUAUGAAAGAAAACAUUGUGAGGUUGACUGCCUAUUUUACAGGUACCGUAAUUAUGAUUUUGAGAAACCAACUACAAAUUGGUUUAUUGUAUUUAACAAAUGUGCUAUUUGAACAGUGUCAAGGGUUUUCAAAUUUGGAAUUGGAAACCAGUUAAAACCAGUCUCCAGCACUUGAUCUGGAAUUCUGGAUGUUUUAACUGUUUCCAAUUACUGUUUUUAAAACCAUGGCAAAGUAAAUUGUUUAUGUUUUGAUAUUUUGUACUGGUAUUUAUUCUCUUUCAUGUUGUGAAGAAUUGUCCUUCAUGUUGUGAAGGAUUGUCCUUCAUGUUGUGAAAGAUUGUCCUUCAUUUUGUGAAAGAUUGUCCUUCAUGUUGUGAAAGAUUGUCCUUCAUGUUAUGAAGUAUUGUCCUUCAUGUUGUGAAAGAUUGUCCUUCAUGUUGUGAAAGAUUGUCUUCCAUGAUGUUAAGGAUUGUCCUUCAUGUUGUCAAGGAAAGCAAUUAAUAUAAUGUUAAGAUAGUCUGUGAAUAUUGGAAAAAAAUGCAGUUAAAGGGAGAAAACUCUAAUUUGAAAUAAAUGUUGUCUUGAAGAGUUACACUUCUUAAGAUGGAAUAUGACUCAGUGAAGAUAAAAUGAGAUCAUAAAAGGGGUGUUUAAAAUUGUGUAUUUGAUGAAUUUUGAUGUGUAGAAAUAAAUUAAAGUUAAGUAUUGUUUUACUAAAUGGUUAAGGAAUGAGUUAUAGAUGCUGUAGAGUUAUCUCUCUUGAAUUGUAGUGGAGUCGUGUAGAAUUACACUUUAAUUAUCUAGUCAUUUGUUCACUUGUUGAAAUAACAAAUGUUGCAAUUUCAUGUUUCAUGUUAUUUAUUUUUUUCCAGAAAACUAAUAAUUAUUUUGCAAAGUUUUACAAGGGAGGGUAGGGGAGAUAAUUAAUGAGUUUCUUUUUCAAUAGCUGAAAAGGGAGGUAAUAAAUGACAAGAAAUAGUUAAAAAAGGUAGGGAAUAGUUAAAAGAUAUAGUUGAAGUUGGAAGUAAUUGAAUAUAAGAUUUUGUUAAGAAGGGAGGUAAUUAUUUAAAGAAAUAUGAUUAUGUUAAUUAUUUGAAAAUUAAAAUAAAACAAAAGUUUAUCUAUUCAUAUAUUGAAAUUGAAAGUUGUUACACUUGGGUGAGGGGGGGGGGGGGGGGUUAAGGUAGUGGUUAAGGGUGGGGCUGGGGACUGUUACAGGGUUGUGUUGUUUUUUGUAUGAAGUUCAAUACUUUUGAACACAUUUAAGCAUAAUCAGCAAAUUUAAGCAAAAUAGUGAUUUUUUACCAAAAAUGAACAUAUUUUAACCAUGUCUGUGACACAAAGAGUUUCUGAAUUCCAUAUAUUGUUAUCAAUGUUGUAUGCUAUGUACAUGUAUUUUUCAUGGUUUAUAAAUGCUGAAUAUUUCUUAGGCCUAUCCCUAUGUAGAGAUAAUCACUUGUAAAUUUUGGCUGUUAAUUCAUUCUACAUUACAAUAUGUAUUGAUUGUUUAUAGCUCAUCUGUCUACAAGAAAUACAUUAUGAUCGCUGCAGUGUUGUCGUCGUGCAAAAUUUUUAUUGUAGCCCAUUAUUCAAACAUUCUAAAAGAUCAUCGUGAAACUUGGAAUACUUGCUUAUCAUUACAAGGUGCAGUUGUUAGACAAGGGGCAUAAUUCUGAAAGCAAUAGUUUUUGAGUUAUGCCCCUUUUUAACUAAAAAUUUUUAAUAGACGAGCAUUAACACCCACUAUGGUAUUCUUGUCUUAUUCAAUAAAAGUGCCAAUUAUUUUUUGCAGGUAUACAUAACGUAUUGUGUCAAUUCACUAGUAAAAUUUGCAUAAGAUUUACUAAAUAUCCCAGGUUUUAUUUAAUCGUUUAUCACACAGCGUAAAUAAUAAUAAUAAUAAAUUAAAAACAUAUUUGUUUGAAAUAUAAAGUUCUUUAUCAAGAUAUCUGAUAUGAACUGACUUUUUAGCUCGACUUUUCUAUGAAAAGGGGAGCUAUCCUACUCGCCCCGGCGUCGGCGUCGGCGUUGGCGUCACACCUUGGUUAAGUUUUUCGUACCACCCCACUUUAUUUCAGAAGUAUUACAAGUAUGGCUUUGAAACUUACCAUACUUGUUCACCAUCAUAACCUCCAUCUACAGACAAGAGUACAUAACUCUGUCAAGGUUUUUGACAGAAUUAUGGCCCUUUUUUGACUUAGAAAGUGUAUUGAGCUUGGUUAAGUUUUUUGUACCACCUCACUUUAUUUCAAAACCAUUGGAGGUAUUGCUUUGAAACUGACCAUACUUGUUUACCAUCACGACCUUCAUCAACAGACAAGAGGACAUAACUCUGUCAAGGUUUUUGACAGAAUUAUGCCCCUUUUUGACUUAGAAAAUACAUUGAAUAUGGGUAAAAUCCACUUAUUGCCUUAACCCUUUGAGAUAUUGCUUUGAAACUUUUAAUGCUAUUUCACAUCAUUACCCCCAUCUGUACGCAAGAGAAGGUAACUCUGUCAAGGAUUUGUUUUAAAAAUUAAGGCCUUUUAUCGACUUAGAAUCUUGGUUAAGUUUUUAGUACCAGUCCACUUUUUGACUGAACUGUUUGAGAUAUUAAUUUGAAAGUUGGAAUACUUGUUUACAAUCAUGAUUCCCAAACAUGUCCAGGAGAAGGUAAUUCUGUCAAAGAUUUUAUUUGAAUUAUGGCCCUUAACUGUCAAUGUUUUGUAUUAUAGGCAAGCACUAAAAAACUUAAAAAAUCUAAAAAAAUUCAUUCCUAUCCACUUGUUCACUUUACCAUAAAUUAUGUCAUAUAAACAUUGCUGUAAUAUUCAAGGGUAUCAAACAACUAGUUCACUUUAAAAAUACAGAGAUUCUUGUAUUGCCUUUUACUGCAAAAACUUUUUUUAUUGGCAAGCAAUAAAAAAGUCGAGCGCGCUGUCUUACGGACAGCUCUUGUUAAUGUUCCUUGUCAUUAAAAUUUUGCUGAAAGAAAAAAUUAACAUGAAGUAAUUACUUAAAUGGCAAAUAAAAAUAAAACAUACUUCAUCUAUGUUAAAUCAACAUAAUAACAAACUUUUUCAAUGUUAAUUCAACAUAUUACUAACUUUUAUGUUAAAUCAUCAUAAAGUAUUUUAUUUUAUGUUAAAUCAACAUAAUUACAAACUUCUUCAAUGUUAAUGCCACAUAUUACUAACUUAUAUGUGAAAUCAACAUAAUUUUCUUUUAUUUUAAUUUAAAAAAGUAAUGAUAAACUUCUCCAAUGUUAAUUCAACAUAUUACUAACUUUUUCUAUGUUAAAUCAACAUAUAUUAUGUCAAUGUUGAUUCAAUAUGAUAUAAAAUAAGGCCUAAGAAAUGAUGUUAACAAAACUUACACAUGAAAGACUGUUGUUGAUGCAUGUAAAUCCAUUAUAAUAUAAUGUUUUAUAAGUUAUGUUUUUUUUUAAAUAUAUUUCUUAGUUCAUAGAACUAUACAUGUUACAUUUUUGAACCCUGUGUUCUUGCCUUUUGUUAGUGAACAACAAUACUGUGUUAUAAUACAUGUUUGCAAUUACUUUAAAAUUCCUUUGUUAAGUAUAGGAAGAAAAAAAGUAUUGUAAAUGCAGAUUUUUUUCUACGUUUUAACACAUUUAAAAUAUUUUGUAAUCAUAAUUUUAAAGAACAUUGUUUAGUUUUUAGAAAGGUCAUCAUCCUUCUGAUUAAGUUUAUUUUUAGAUUUUGUUAUUUUAUCAUUUUUAUUUAUUUAAAAAAAAAUAAACUUAGUAUAUUUUUUUCAUCAAUUUCUAUCUGACAGAGCAGAUUUUAGUUUUGAUACAAUGGUUUUAGGGGGAAUCUUGUGCUUUAGAAUUUACUUUUAGGAACUUUGUGGUGAAAAGUGAUUUUCAUAUAUUUUCAUUGGAAUAUUUUAAUAUAUGCAACAAUUUAAAUCUAACAUUUUGUUGACAGCUGUAAGAAACAGCUAUUGAAGUUGUUUGUUUAGUUAUUAUACAGUUACUCUUUUCUUAUUCAAGCAAAAUGAUUAUUUUGUGAAGUGAGAACUAACUGUUCUUACACCCAUAACAAAUUUUUAAGCAACUAUGAAACUUAUAAGCGAUUAGUACAGAACUAUGACAGCCUGUGCAGUUAGUAAAUCAAGGGUUUACUUCAAGACUGUUGUAAGUCCUUCUUUAUUUUAAUUAAGUUACUCCAGUUUUGCGAUAAUUCUUUAAAUUCUGUAAUAUGAUGGUCUGACCUAUCUUUAUACUUUCUAUAACAUUUUGAUAAUUAUUUAAAUCCCAUUAUCUCACAAUGGAUAUUGCUUUUAAGUUGGUAACUCAAACUCAACUGUUACAUAAAUGUGAAUUUAUUAACACAGAUUUACACAUUUGAGCCGCAUCACGACAAAACCACCAUAGUGUGUUUGCGACCAGCAUGGAUCCAGACCAGCCUGCGCAUCCGCGCAGUCUGAUCAGGAUCCAUGCUGUUCGCUAUCAGUUUCUAUCCUUGUAAUAGGGUUUGUAAGCGAACAGGAUGGAUCCUGAUCAGACUGCGCGGAUGCGCAGGCUGAUCUGGAUCCAUGCUGGUCACAAACCCAUUAUGUUGGUUUUGUCGUGACGCGGCUCAUUUAAAGAAUUUUUUUCUUCUUCAAAUUUUGUUAUAACAUGAACAUGUUAUUAUAUGUGUUUAUAACUUAUCAAGCAAUGUUGAUAAGGUGAGAUUCUAUAUAUGUUUUCUAUACGCCUUCAUAGACUUUGGUUGUUAUCAUUGUUAACAUUGUAGAUUUUAGUUGUUUGUAUGUUUCUUGCCCUUGAAAAUUCAGUAAAAUUCAUCAAAGCA